AGCUCUCUCGACUUUGUCCUUCUCUUCGACGACAACGCCAACAGCGACGACCAUGGCCUGCAUCUGAGCCCCCUCACACGGUACACUCGUCCACUAUUAUUCUUUCCACUAUCCUUAUUGCUGUGCAUGUCACCACCCCGACCUAAGUACACCUCCGAGUCAUCCCAGCGCCCAAACUGUUCAGUCUGAAUCACCAGGAACAUGAGCGUGGUGCAGGUGGGUAUCCACCUUAAGGCUGCCAGCACCGAGGGCGCACAAUGCUCAAGCAUACUCAACCGACAGAGCGAGAAUCCAGCCGUCGCUAGCUUGCUCUCCUUGUCCAUGGCAGCCGCCGAGGCAGCUCCGAUCCCCGUCCCGCAGACUCCCGCGAGCACAGUGUCGCCGCCGCUCGGCAGCAACAGCUACACGGGCAGCAGCCACAAUGGCCACGGAAGCCUGAACGGAAGCGGACACAGCACGACGACGAGCAAGGUCCAGAGCGCCAUGAAGCAUCGACGGCUGUCCUCCACUGGACAGAGCAAGCGCAGACUGAGCGAUGCUCGAGAGGCGACGAGCAGGCCUUCGUGCGUACCCUGUUUCUCUGUCGGUGUGCAGGGCGCAGACCGCCUUGUCUUACGCUUCGCAUUGGCAGGCCUCAGACCCUGCAGUCUGCAUCCGCGGCCCUGAAUGCGCUCGCUACCCUCUCGCUUGCCGGUUCUCCCCCACCACAAGCCGCGCCCCAGACGUCGACUUCUUUUGCCUCCGCUGUCGGUGUCAUACACCUCGAGUCUGAUACCGGCGAGCCCGAACAGGCUAUCAAGCAGGAAGAGGAGGAGCAGCCCCCGAGCUCUACGCCGGCGCCUUCUGGCGAAUUGAGUGGUGGUGGGAUUUCUAUCAAGAAUGGCAAGAAGCGAGGCACCAUUUUCAAGUGCGAGACUUGCUCCAAGGUGCGUGGCUCUUUUAUAACGCUCCUUCGGAUGAUUGUU
Molecule: messenger RNA, 965 nt
Organism: Phanerochaete carnosa HHB-10118-sp
Lineage: Eukaryota; Fungi; Basidiomycota; Agaricomycetes; Polyporales; Phanerochaetaceae
Exons: 1
Coding region: 202-666 (154 amino acids)
Source: RefSeq, a predicted model, not a curated record